AUGGUCGGGGUGAGCGCGUUUGGGUACAGCGGCACCAUCGCCCACGCCGUGCUCGAGGCGGCGCCGCCCUCUCUCAGCACGUGCAGCCCGCCGCCGCUCGUCUUUGCCCGCUGCCGCUACGCGUGGCGCGAGGCGCCCCGCCCCCGCUCCUCCAGCGGCGAGAGGCGGACGCCGAUGGGCGGCAGGCCGACGCCUUCUCCUCGCCGGCCGGCGGGGGGGCCCCUCCUCGCCCUCGUCGCCGACCACGUCGUGCGGGGCCGCGUCGUCUUCCCCGCCGCCGCCUACCUCGAGAUGGCUCGCGUGGUGUGCGUCGCCCUCUCCGGCGGCGGCGGAGGCGCGUCGCUGCGGCGCGUCCUCUUCCUGCAGCCGCUCGUGCUGGACGGCGGCCUGAGCGAGGCGCGGGUGAGGGUGGGCGUGAUCGAGGACCGGUUCGAGGUGACCUACGAGGGCGGCGGCGACGCGUCGACGGCUCACUGCGCCGGCGACGCGUCGGCCGCGUCGGGCCCGCUCCCUGGCCUCUCGCUCGCCGCGGCUCGCGCCUCGUGCGGCGAGGCGGUCGACGCCGCCUCGCUCUACUCGCUUCUCCGCUCGGUCGGCCUCGAGUACGGCCCUCGGUACCGCACGCUCGAGGUGGCGGCCGUCUCGCGCGCCGCCGCCGCCGCCGUCGGCCGGCUGUGCCGCCGCUCGCGCAAGGAGGGCGCUCGUGUCCACCCAGCCGACCUCGACGGCUCGCUGCACCUGUCCUCGCUGCUCGCCGAGGCAGGGGAGGGCGAGACGCGGCUGCCCUUCUCUGUGGGCGAGGCGACGCUGGCGGAUGCGAGCGGCACGGCAUGGCCGGUGGCGGAGCGGGAGGGCGGCGGGGCGGUUGGGGUGGUCAUCGCCAGCGGCGCCGCCUCGGCGGGCGUGCGCCUGGCCGGCUUCGAGUCGCGUGCGCUCAAGGCGUCGUUGGGGGCUGCGCCGGCGGCGAGGGCGACGCACCUGUACGUCACCGAGUGGGAGAGGAGCGAGACACCUGUCACCGCCGCGGCUUCGCUCGUCGUCCUGGGCUCGAGUCGAGGAGCGAGAGGCUUCGACGAGGCAUCCCCGAGCCCGGCAGGCGGCAACGAGCGCUUCGGCGGCCUCUCCUUCGCAGCACCGGUGUCGGCAGGCCGGGCAGCCUCGGCGCCACUGGCUGCUCUCGACGCAGCCCUGUCGCUGCUGCGCGUGCGGCUGGCUUCAACGUCCUCUCCCCGCCUCGUCCUGCUGACCGCCGGCGCGCACGCUCAUGGAGCCAGCGCCGCGCCCGGCUCCCACCACGCCGGCUCGCUCGGCCUCGCCCGGUUGCUGAAGUCUGCCAAAAACAACGCGCUACCGUCAGGGCUGAUGGCGACGCCGCAUGGAUUGGCGAACUGCGCCGCGCCGCCCACGCCAUCAGAGAAGCCAUAG
Emiliania huxleyi CCMP1516 is the source of this 1425-nucleotide messenger RNA. RefSeq lists its product as hypothetical. The coding region runs from base 1 to 1425 and encodes 474 amino acids. Gene Ontology annotation, biological process: fatty acid biosynthetic process. The record is from RefSeq and is a predicted model, not a curated record. Lineage: Eukaryota; Haptophyta; Isochrysidales; Noelaerhabdaceae. Gene Ontology annotation, molecular function: fatty acid synthase activity. The transcript has a single exon.